CCCAUUUGAGCGACACGCGCUGUUGCAUAUCUUCAUUAGUACUCUAGAGUAGGCUGCUUCAUCUUACUCGACCCAGGGUCGGUUUUGUACGUCGCGAGCGCGCACGUAAAAUGACCAGACACGCACCCUGUGAAGGGUGGAUAGCCAGGAUGUUUUUCUUUCUUGCCAGCGCGGUGGCGAUCAUGGUGAUGACGAUGGUGGUGAUGGUGAAAAAACACAGCACAGGGUGUGACUACAUGCCAUGCCAUGCCACGCAUACACCCUUUCCUCCCUCCCUCCAUCUUCAUUUUCUCCCUCUCUCCACGGUCGGCCCCGCGGACUUAAGGAAAUGCAAUCCAACGAACUCGAUAUCUAUAAUUCGAAGCCAAGUUUGUCAUUCCAAAGACCCGCCUCCUAAGCGCGCGUCUGGACCCAUCCUGCACGAGAGUCGCCUUUGAACAUACAGUUAGGCUUCAUGCCAGACCGGGUAGACAACCCACCAAUCGUUGUUGUGACAAGAGAUGAGAUGAACUCCCAUAAGGAACUCCAAUGAUGGGAUUAACCUGAGGAACCACUGCUAGCACCAACAACCACUUCACUUGACGAUGUGAAGGUAGAUGGAUGAUUGCAAGAGUGGGAGAAAU
Molecule: messenger RNA, 623 nt
Organism: Aaosphaeria arxii CBS 175.79
Lineage: Eukaryota; Fungi; Ascomycota; Dothideomycetes; Pleosporales
Exons: 1
Coding region: 111-437 (108 amino acids)
Source: RefSeq, a predicted model, not a curated record